UUUUUUUUUAGUAGUAAAUUUUAUUUCAAGGGGGAUGGUGUGCCGUCCGUUUGUGCUUAAUUUGUCAUAUUGUAAUAUUUUUAUUAAAAAAAUAAUAGAUUCCGCUACGUAGCACGUACUUAAAUAUAAAUAUUAAAUAAGAAAAAAAUAUAUAUAGGUAACUUGUAGUGUUUACUGUGAAUAUAAUGUGUUAAAAACUAAAAAGUGCUGAGUGCGGAGAAAACAAGCGAAGCGCCAGUAUGUCUGAUGAACUUGAAGCUCGUAUGUGGGAUGAGGAUGGCUCCAGAUACGAGACCAGGAGCCGAGGGGCGUAUUUCGAGUCGGCCUUUGCAUCUUCUGAACAUUUAGAUAGGGCUCCUUUGUUAUCUGAGGAGAGCUACACGGAGGUGUCGGUGGCGCCGGCAGCUGAGGCGGAGGAGCAUUGCCACUGGAAGAGGCCGGAGCCGCCCAGCGCCGUGCCGCAGCUGCUGGCGGCGCUUGUGCUAUGUGCCAUCUUCAUGAUAUGCGAGAUCGUGGGCGGUUACCUCGCCGGGAGCAUCUCCGUGAUGAGCGAUGCGGCGCACAUGCUGAGCGACUGCGGCGGGUUCGCGCUGGCGCUGCUGGCGUUUCGCUGCGCCGCGCGCCCGCCCAACGCGCACAUGUCCUACGGGUACCGGAGAGCGGAGGUGCUGGGCGCGAUGACGUCGGUGCUGCUGAUCUGGGCGCUGACCGGCGUGUUCGUGUACGUGGCGGCAACGCGCGUGCGCACCGGCGACUACAACAUCGAGCCCGACAUGAUGAUGCUGGUGUCGGGCUGCGGCGUGGCCUUCAACGUGGUGCUGGCGCUAGUGCUGCACGGCUGCGCGUCCGACAUCGCACACUACCACUCGCACGGUGGCGCGGCGUGCGCGCACUCGCACGAGCACUCGUCGCGCGGGCUGCGGCUGUUCCGGCGGCGCGACAAGCAGCCCAACGGCGCGCUGCCCAACGGCGACUACGGGAUGAAGGACCUCGCCGCCACCGAGGCGCACGUCGCCGGCUCCACCGCUAGAAAUAUAAACCUGCGCGCGGCGCUCAUCCACGUGAUCGGCGACCUCAUACAGAGCUGCGGCGUGCUGCUGGCCGCCAUACUCAUCAAAAUAUAUCCCGAGGCGAAGGUGAUCGACCCGAUCUGCACGUUCAUAUUCAGCGUGCUGGUGCUGCUGACGUCGGCGCGCGUGGUGCGCGACGCGCUGUCCAUGCUCAUGCAGGCCGUGCCCACUAACUUUAGGUACCGCGAGUGCGUGUCGGCGCUGGGCGCGCUGAGCGGCGUGCGCCACGUGCACUCCGUGCACGCCUGGGCGCUGUCCACGCACCACACCGUGCUCACCGCGCACGUCGCCAUCGACGAGCUGGCGGACUGGGAGGCGGUGCUGCAGGCGUGCCAGCGGCUGGCGCGGCAGUACGGCGCGGCAAGCGGCGCGUUCCAGCUGGAGCGGUACGCGCACUGCAUGGCGAGCUGCGCGGACUGCCGGCAGCCGGCCGCCGCGCCCUGACACCUGCGCACGCUCACCCGCUAGCCGCUCAGAUUGUGGACAAAACGCGGCUGAGCUAUGACGUCACAAACUAAACAAGAUGUCAGAAAUACAAAAAAAUAAAGCUUAAAUGAAAUGUAACAGGAAAUCGUGAUGAGAUUCAUAGGGUAAGGUCGACGAAACUAUUUAUUUAUAUAUUACUUAUUGUGAUGAUGAUGAAAUGUUGAUAAAUGUAAGAUAAUUGUAAUUUAUAAGACUUGUAUUGUAUGCAACAUUCCAAAAAGUAUUAGUGUAAUAUAAUGUAUUAAAUGUUUAGAAUUGGCGAUGAAACUAUAAGAGCCUUCGUAGCACCAAUGGAUCAAUUUUUAUUUGUUAUACUCGACCAUAAUGCCAUUGUAAUAAGAUCUAAAUUGCAACAAUCCCAAUUAAAUUAUACUAUGGGUUAAUAUGAUCUACUGAGGCUCUAGAAUAUUCGUAAGUUUCGUAAAUAAUUUUGUUCUAUCAUGUUUUUAUUAAAUUAAUGUCAAAAUAGUAUUAAAAAAGUGCCAAAGUUUGGAUUGUAUAAUAAUAAAUGGUUAAUAUAAAUAUAUUGGACAAUUGAAAUGUAAUAUAUUAUUUUUAAAUGGUAUUGACUCGAUUAUAUAUAUAGUUAUUAGCAAUAAGGCCUGGCCCAAACACGUGUAAUGUUAUGUCACUGGAUAAGGACUAUCUCAUUUUUUUUUUAAAUUUUUCUUAAAGUUACCCAUUGACAACUAUCUCACCUGAUGUUAAGUGAUGAUGUUGAAUGUAAGAUGGAAGCGGGCUAACUUGUUAGGAGGUGGAUGAAUAUCCACACCCCUUUCGGUUUUUACAAGACAUCGUACCGGAACGCUAAAUCGCUUGGCGGUACGUCUUUGCCGGAGAAUCAGUCGAAGCUAAAAUUAUUGGUGUAAUAGUUAGCUAGGUCAAGCCAAUAGAAAAUAGGGUUUUUCUUUCAAAAACGCAGUCUUGGAGUUAAAAAAAGUCGGCCAUGUAAGACCUUAAAUUCAAUUAAUUAAAAUAUUUUUAAUAUUCAUAGAUGGCGUUAGUGGUACUACUUCUCUUUCAGGAACAACGCUUUGUGGAAAUUUGUUUAAUGCAAUUAUUGUUUUUGUAUUAAAGUUCGUUGGCGUUGAGUAAUACAAUCUACAUGUGAUUACUAUAUUGAAAAAGUGCGGACAGUAUAUUUACCACAGAAAAAAGAAUGAUAUAGAAUGAGUCUACAGAAGCAACGCGGUGAGGCCGGUGAAACCCAUAAAAUAAAACAAACGCCACGCGUCUCCUUGAUAUCCGCAUAUACAAACUUUUUUCAGAAUUGCUAUUUCAAGAUUUAACACUAACAACAAUUACGUAAAUUGAUAUCGUAAUAGACUGAUAAAUAAUCAAUUUACCUGUAAAAAAUUCUCCCAUCUUAUUUAAUUUUAAAAUUUAAAAACUUAAGACGCCAUUUUUUUUGAACAAUAUUGAAUGUUACUGAUGCGACGCUUCGUGUCGUACUAACUCGAGAAAGUAUUCGUUUUUUUUUAAUUUGUAUUUGGAAUGGCUGAAUCCCUGCCAUGUUCCGUACGCUCUAUCUGCCUAUUAUUCUUUAAUCUGUGAUAUUUACGUUUAUAUUUUGAUAGUGCGUUGUCCACAUUAUACACGUGACAUUACACGAUAUAGAUAUUACAUACCAGAAGUCUGGGCCAGGCCUUGUAUAAAAAAAAUUAUGUAAUUCGAAUUAUUAGCGGAAAUGUUUGUUAUAAGUACCAAAUACACUUGUUGAUGCGCAUAAUGCUAGUCUAGUAGGAAUCCUGAGUAAAUAUGUAUAUUUUCAUGUUUAUAUGUAUUAUGUCUCCCACACACGUUCAAUGAUAUUGUUCAUAAAGUAGGGUAAUUUGCCUCUUACCGAUAAGGGUGAAUUACGACUUUAGGCAACCAUUACCUGCUUUAAUUUAUUAUACAAAAACGGCUAAAACUCACGUGAUACAACGUCGAAGUAUGCCUGACUAGUUUCGAACCUAUACGGGGCCCUUAGUCAUGAGCUGGUUCUUGCAUCGCGGUACGAUCGAAAAUGUUGAAAAUUCUAAAAUUACCUGCUUUAUUAACAAUAUUAUUUUGUGUGUGCGACUAGGGAUAAGAUAAAUUAGGACGCACAAUUUUGACAAACGUGUUAUAAACUUUUGCUGUAUGAUAUGUUAAAUGUAUAAUCUAUACUAAUUUUAAACAGCUGGGGGUUUGUGUGUUUAUUUGUAUGUCUGUUUAUUUAUUUACUCUCGCUCAUCUCGAAAGGAGGGUAGGAAAACUUUAUGAAAGAUAAAAAAAAAACAUUUUCUUGUGAGACGAAGUCGCUGACGUUUGCUUGUAUAAUAACAAGCAGGUCGCAGGCGCAGUCUUAGGCCUCAUUCGCACGAGAGCUUUUUUAAUAGACGUUAAAAAAGCGUUCAAUAUAGUAUGAAGUUAAAUAAAAGUCUUUUUCCAACGCCCAAAAUUAAAAAUGCAACACUGCUCGAAAAAAAGCGUCGCGUUUUAAAAACGCUGUCGUGUGAACAUACACUUGGGAAUGCAUUUGUUGUAUUUGAACGCUGUUUAAGCGUCCGUUAAAAAGCUUUCGUGCGAAUGAGGAAUUAAUUAAUUAAUUGAUAUAUAGAUGCAUAUUUUAUUUUAACUACAAGUUUGAGAAAUUUCUUAAUAUUUAAUUAAAUGUUAGACUUGGAGCUUGUUUCUGUUUUCUUUAUUUGAUUCCGUCUUUUGUUUUAAAUUCUAAUGUUAAUCGAAUUUCUUCUAUAUAUUAUUGAACUAUUCUGCCUGCUCUGAAUUUUAUUGUUAUUAAGUACUUACAUUUAUUAAAUAUUAUCUGUAAAAAAAACGUUUUUUUAAGUUUCUUGUAUUGAACUGUUUUUCCGUUAUAUUCUAAUUAUAAAACUUGUUAAUUUACUAAAAGCUUUUGACCUGUAUUAUUUUUUCUAACAGUAUUGGUUACAUAAUGCUCAAAUAAAUAUAAAUCAAAAUUGUGCGUUAAAACUACAUACGCUAAGUAACUAUUUGAAAAAAAGCUUUUUUUACAUAAAUCUUCAAAACACCGCGUAAAUGUAAAUUAGAUAUAUUGAAAUUAUUAUUGUUGUUAAUAUAUAAAUUAUUGUGAAUACUAUGUAAGUUAUGAUAUUUUAGUUGGAGAGCUGACCACGAGAUAUCAUGGAGGUGCUUGACAAUAUUUUAGAAAUUCUUAAGAACCUACUAAGAAUUACAGUUGAAGUCUGCUAGAGUUUAUUAGUGAAACCGAGACAUAAUAUAACUAGUCAAGUUAAUUUUCUUUUACUAAAAUAAAUAUUAGGUGUGCUCAAUGAAUGUCAGGAGGUAAUAUUAGUAGGUUUAGUAAUAUUUCGUCUUCAUUUGUACGAGACUUAUUUUAACGGAUGUUAAAAUAAGUCUCGUACACUACUCGUUAAAUAAAGGUCUAUUUCUAAUGCCCAAAAUUGAAAAUGCAACACUGCUCGAAACCUGUAAUGUAGUUUUAAAAAAGUGUUAAAACAUGUAGUUUUUUUUUUAUAAUCUAAGCGGCGUAUCGUACGACCACAGAUAAAUUAUUUUUCUUUAAAAUUUUCACAAAACCCUGCACUAUCGAAACGAAAGAUAACACCAAAGUGUACAUUUUACUGAGGGUGUCUUAUCUGAAUCUGCCUGACAAAAAUCUCGAUAAUAGCUGAUUUUUUUAAGCAUCUCCACAAAUAUUUCCACAUGCUCUCUGACUAUAUUGUGUGUAAAUAUAAGCAUUGUUUUGCAUAAAUAGGUAUUAUUUUUUCAAGUAAAUAUUUAUUAAGUGUAGAAAAUGAAACUAUUAGACGCUAUUUUAGUUUCCAAAGAAAAUGUUAGUAUAUUAGUGUUAAUUGAAAAUGUUUAUCUAAUGUAAGUUACGAGUUAUUAUAUAUUAGGGUAAGAUAAAGGUGCUAAUUCGGUUGUAUGCAAAACAUUAAUAAAUACCUUAUCACAAAGUUAUAUUUAUUCCCAAAAUUUUUAUUGUUUUAAAUAAUUAUUGUAAUUGUUGUUUGUUUGUUUUGAAUAAUUGUCGAGUUUAUUGUCGGGUCUUCAGAACUUGUUUCCAAACCGGUGAAAAACUAAAAAUCUUUUAAUAACUAGUCAAACUUAAAAAAGUCUAACAAAUUUGACUAUUUUUAGAAUUGUUUUAUGUAGUCAAACUUACUGGGGUAACCAACCGUUGUGGAAUCCAUAGUUUUCGAAUUCAUUAUAAUUAAAAAGAACUUUGUGACUGUUAAAGGUAAUGUUUUGCAUACAGUCUUAUUAGCACAACAAAGAAUUCAAUAAUGUGCUCAAACUAGUGAAUUUAUUGUGAUAGAAAUACCCUUUUUGUGUAAUUAUGUUUUGAGUAGGAGUUGAUGUAGCAGUUCAGUUGUAGUUACCUACUUCAACUUGAACAGAAGGCUUUAUAACCAUUGUGAGUGGUCGAUUCAUAUUCGUUUUAAUACAAAUACGAUGUGUGUUAAAACUCAAAAGAUAAAAUGCAAUCACAGUCAAAGCAAAAACAACAUAUUCCUAAAUCUAAAUAGCAUUGUAAUACCUACUAUUAAAGUUGGGUAGGUACACUAAAAAGUAUCAGCAGACUACAGGUUAAAAAACUACAUAUAUUCUUUAAUUAUAUUAUUGUAAAAACUAAUUCGGCGUGCUAAUGCAGAAAUCAAAAAUCAAAGAAAUUAUAAUGAAGACUUACUUAAACUAUUACACGAAUAUGAAUCGAUUACGAGUGACUGCAUAAACGUUUUCAAGUAAAAAUGGGCAGGCACUUCUCUCUUUGGAAUAUUUUUUGUAUAAUUUAGAGCGCAAAAUCCACCGCAAACGAAAAUUUGUCACAUUAAGUUUUCGAGAAGGUUUACAUUAAGGCAUAGGUAUUAGUGCAAUAAAUGACUCUAAAUUGAAUGUUGGAUCUAUUUUUCUCUUGACUUUAUUAGUGUUAGGGCUCUUUCCGUCUGCAUCCGAGAAUAUUUAGAUUUAGAAAUCUUUGAUAAAAUUCGGAUAUUGGCAUUACAUUGCAUUCAAUGUAGCUCAGUGUAUUGCUUGCAUUUUUCAUUGACUCGAAUACAAUCAGAGUGUAGUGCAAACAUGCGUUGGUUACUUGUAAUGUUAAUUUGUCAAAAGUUAAUUCGGUUAGUGAACAAUGCGCCGAAUUAAGAAUUGGAGAAUAUGUCGCAUCUUCGGUUUUGGAAAAAUAAAUUCGGCUUCGGAAACCUUAAUUAGCGUUACGGGUACCUACUUCGAAUCAAAUUCUUAAAUAGUGUGAAAAGAGCCUUACCAAUAAUAAUGAUAAUCUUUUGAGUAGCUAAUGUUGUAUGAAUGAUUGUUUGCGGUGGGCUUUGAGGCUGUUUGCUGCCAAAUUAAAAAUGAAAACCAAAAAAGUAUUUUUGAAAAUUGUAUGUAUAAAUAUAUUUUGUAAACUAAGCUUUGUCAAGUUGUUUUGCUGUGCAAUAUUGUGUCUAUCGAUGUAUUUGCCGUCCGCGUUCGAACUCUGUUGUAACCAAUGUACUGAAAAUAAAAUCGUGAAAUUA
Bicyclus anynana (squinting bush brown) is the source of this 7048-nucleotide messenger RNA. Its product is annotated as zinc transporter 2. Bases 240 to 1514 code for a protein of 424 amino acids. The record is from RefSeq and is a predicted model, not a curated record. The transcript is spliced from 10 exons. NCBI's taxonomy places the organism in Eukaryota, Metazoa, Arthropoda, Insecta, Lepidoptera, Nymphalidae. Gene Ontology annotation, biological process: response to zinc ion; zinc ion transmembrane transport. Gene Ontology annotation, molecular function: zinc ion transmembrane transporter activity. Gene Ontology annotation, cellular component: plasma membrane.